Stylophora pistillata is the source of this 2100-nucleotide messenger RNA. RefSeq lists its product as uncharacterized. Gene Ontology annotation, biological process: glutathione metabolic process. NCBI's taxonomy places the organism in Eukaryota, Metazoa, Cnidaria, Anthozoa, Scleractinia, Pocilloporidae. The record is from RefSeq and is a predicted model, not a curated record. Gene Ontology annotation, cellular component: cytoplasm. Gene Ontology annotation, molecular function: glutathione transferase activity.
CUUUGAACUUUGACUUUCUCGGAUACUUGUGAUGAUGUUGUAAGUCGUGGCGGGAAACGAACGUAGUACUGCUCUGUCCCUAAUAAGAUUGUUUCGGUGCUUCGGUCAAGUGAAAACCGACCGCGAAACCCUGGGAACGACUUACGCUUGAAGCUCUUCGACACAGCUGAAAGAACCUUUGGUAGUUCAGAUUAUGGCUUCAACAUCUGUUCCAAAACUUUACUCUGCAUGGUUUUGCCCUUUUGCACAAAGAGCUUGGAUUGCUUUGGUAGCAAAGGGUGUGGAGUUUGAGUACAUAGAACAAGACCCUUACAACAAAACACCUGAAUGGCUGGCCAUCAAUCCUCGAGGAAUGGUGCCUGUGAUUGUUCAUAAAAACAAAGCAAUUUAUGAAAGUUCAGUAUGCAUUGAGUAUGUGGAUGAGGCAUGGUUAACUGAGUCAAGAUUGCUUCCAGCAGAUCCCUACUACAGAGCUCAUGCAAGAAUUUGGGGAGAUUUUAUUGGCAAGAAAAUUGUUCCUUCCUUUUAUGCUCUUCUUAUGAAACAGAAUGAGUCCGAGCAAGAGAAAAUUAAAUCUCAGUUGAUAAGUCACCUGCUUGAAUUUGUGAAAGCCAUGGACAUUAAAGGGCCUUUCUUCCAAGGUGAGAAGUUGGGUUAUGUUGACAUCAUGUUAGCUCCACAUGCAGCAAGGUUCUUUAUUCUCAAGCAUUAUCGUUGCUUUGAAGUUCCAAAAAGUGAGAAGUUCAAAAGAUUUCGUGUUUGGUGGGAAGCUGUAAGGAGUACUUCAGCUGUGAAGGCUACAUUGCAAGAUGAAAGCAAACUUUUAGAUUCUUACCAACGAUAUGCAGAUGCUAGUGCCACAUCUCAAGUUGCUGAUGCCAUUAGACAGGGAAAGACAAUGCCUUAAUCUUCUCAUUUCACUUUGAUAGUAAACAGCAGCUAGAAUUUAAAGAACCCAAGUCUUGUUACAUUGAUGUAUCAAAGUAGUUUUAAUUAACUAGCAUUGUUAUGUAGAUGAAACCUUCCACAUACAGUUGUUAAUUGACACAAGUAGAAGUCACCAACAGGUCAGGUGACUCUGAUGAGUACUUGAAUCAGGUUAUUCCCCCACAUCAGUGGUGAGAUUUUGCAAGCUGAACAGUCCUUUCAUGAGAAUAAGAUGUCAUAGAGAUGUUUAGGAGCCGUCAGAUGAUAACCAAAUGCUUUUUGUAGCAAAACUCGAUACGUUUUUAUUAGCUUGCAGCCUCCAUAUUACUCCCCCUCAGAUGAUCUAGUACAAAACAUCACACAGACCUGAAUCUUUGCGAGACUGUUUGAUUAUUUAUCUUUUUUUUAUUUCUCUUAUUCUUGACUCUAUGUGUUGGAUGGUUUUGAUCAUAGUGUGACUGAAAAAAUGCACUUUGAACUUUGACUUUCUCGAAUACUUGUGGUGUUUUUGUAAGUCAUGGUGGGGAACGAACGUAGUACUGCUCUUUCCUAAUAAGAUUGUUUAGGUGCUGCCGAAACAGCCUGCUUUUCUGUUUGCCAGUCAAGUCCAUGUACUUUAGCAUAGCUAUAGUAGAUGCACCCAAACAAUGUACAUAAUUUCAUCCAGGAAUAGCAAUUGAAUAGGUAUGAAUAGGUUGGCAGGUGAAAGAAAUUAACCCAAAAGUGUCUACAGAUGGCAGAUUUUGUCAAAAAUUAAAGUUAAUUGUGGUUUCAAAUUAUUCCAAGGAUGCAGAUUAACUGGAUUUCUCUAUGUAGAACUUCAAAUUUUGGAACACGUUGCUAACUUAAAUGCCCUGACAGAUGGUUGAUUCAGUUUGUAAUUUAACUUAUUUCAGCCAAUGAUAAUACUAUUUUAGAACUAGAGAGCUUGCCCCAUUUUUUGUACUGACCAUAGCCGAGAUAAAACAGGCUGUAUUAAAUCCCAACUUCUCACUCUCAUGAUACUUCACAUUUCCAAAGAUUAAAAUUUAGACCUUACAUAUGCCAAAAAUUAUUUAUAUGGCAAACACAAAUAAAUGUAGAGCAAAUAUCAUACCUAAUGUUAUAGAGUACUUUCUGGCUUUGUAGUGAGUGGUUAGAAAAUAUCCUUGAAUAAAAAUUGUUGCAGUGUAA